AUGAAGAACUUGAAGAUCAAAGUUUUGUUGAUGUUGCUACUCCUGCAACCUCUCCAUGGAGCUUUUGCCUCGAAAAAAGCUCCAAAAAAGUUCAUGGCGUACCACAAACUCGCAAUUUCAUUCACCUUUGUGUUUUUGGGCAUAAUGUUACUCGGCACGAGUUAUAUUAUUUGGUUCAAUUGGAAGAAGAGAAAGCAGAGUGGUAUCAUAGUUGUUCCCAAAUAUUCUGGUGAACAUCACUAUAGAUACAUGGUAGCAGUUCAAAAUGGGCUGAAAAGAGCAGUAAAGACACCCAAAGUCAGAUUGCAGUUGAUAGGAGACCAGGGGGUAUCUCCUGAAUAUAAUCUGAAUGAACAUGGGAGGAAGCACAAUUUCCUUGGGGUAGGACAGAAGAAAUGGUUUCUUUUGUAA
Messenger RNA from Lingula anatina, 411 nucleotides. RefSeq lists its product as uncharacterized. NCBI's taxonomy places the organism in Eukaryota, Metazoa, Brachiopoda, Lingulata, Lingulida, Lingulidae. The record is from RefSeq and is a predicted model, not a curated record.